This is a messenger RNA of Pedinophyceae sp. YPF-701, 987 nucleotides long. NCBI's taxonomy places the organism in Eukaryota, Viridiplantae, Chlorophyta, Pedinophyceae. The record is from the annotation of a GenBank genome assembly.
AUGAGCGACCAGGAAGCCGCGAGUCGGCGUCUCGGGGUCCUCGCCGGACACUUCGCGCAGGGAUCGAGUAGCAAGGGGCGCGUGAGAGCCACGUAUGCCAGCAUAGACGGCAAACCAAGCAGCUAUGAGAGGGUCCAUGGUGAGGUGUCCAGGGAGCCGCCCGCGUGGGAGCGCAUCCCUGUGGUGGCCAAGGAGACCCUGACGGACGUGAUAUACAGCAAGGGCGACGGGAUCGCGAAGAUUUCCAUCAACCGGCCACAGCGGCGCAACGCAUUCACUCCCCGGACCAUCCAGGAGAUCUCGUGGUGCAUGUCGGACGCGCGCGACGACCCGAAGAUCGGCGCGGUUAUCCUGACGGGCGAGGGCGGCGAGGCCUUCUGCAGCGGCGGCGACCAGGCCGCCCGUGGGCGCGGCGGCUACGUUGGAGCGGACAACAUCCCCCGCCUGAACGUGCUCGACCUGCAGAUCCAGAUCCGCCGCAUGCCGAAGCCCGUCGUCGCAAUGGUCGCCGGCUACGCGGUCGGCGGCGGGCACAUCCUGCACAUGAUGUGCGAUUUGACCAUCGCCGCUGACAACGCCGUGUUCGGGCAGACUGGGCCCAAGGUGGGGUCCUUCGACGCCGGGUACGGCGUUUCGCAGAUGGCGCGCCUGAUCGGGCAGAAGAAGGCGCGGGAGAUGUGGUUUUUGGCGCGGCUGUACAGUGCGCAGCAGGCGCUGGAGAUGGGCCUGAUCAACACCGUCGUGCCGCUGGACGAGCUCGAGCGGGAGACGGUGCAGUGGUGCCGCGAGAUGAUCCGGAACAGCCCGACGGCCGUGCGGGUGCUGAAGUCGGCGCUGAACGCCGUCGAGGACGGGCAGGCGGGGCUGCAGCAGUUGGGCGGCGACGCGACGCUGCUCUUCUACCAGAGCGAGGAGGGGUCCGAGGGGCGCGACGCGUACGUCGAGGGCCGGCGCCCGGACUUCUCGCGCUUCAAGCGGUAUCCGUGA